CGGAAGCCGCGGCGCUAAGGCCCAAGCGCAUGAGACCCUCGACGGGUCCCUGGGGCUCCGGAGUCCGCACAGCCUGUGGGCAGAAGUCGCCCUCACGGCCCAGGCCCGUUCAGCUAUAAGGCGUCCUGUGUUUAAUGGAACAUACUUCCAGAUUUGUAACUUGCAUUUUAUGACUGCUUCUGACCAUGGUGUGGCCUUUUGAUAUAUUGACAUUUUAAUUGCAAACUUAAUAUUCUUAAAACAUAGACAAGGUUUACUUAUGCAAGCCUGAAAAUAGUGCCAUCAGCAAACAGUACUUGGCGGUCAAUUGAAAAGUAUCCCUUUGAAAAAUCCCUUAGACUUAUGCUGAGUUGGCAGCAUUGAAACAGUAGCUCGUGUGUUGUUUUGUAUUGUCUAUAAACAUCUAAGGAAUAAGCUGAUUACUCCCCUACUGUUAUCUGUUUUAGGGCAAUCAACUUCUCUCUGUGUCUUUCCUUUUUGCAGAUCAAAACAAAAAAGUUAUGCCAAAUAUUGCCAUUUUAAGCUGUAUUACUAAAAGAUCUACUAUUGUAUGAGAGUGCUAACUUAUAGAUGUUCAGAGGAUAUGAGUAAUGGAUUAUUCUGUUAUAAGUUACAGAAUGUGGGUAAGGCAAUUUUAGUUCAGUGCAAUUUAUGUGCUUUUAUUUCUGUGUAUUUUUAUUCUAUAUGGUAAAGCCUCUGGCUGAUUCAACUAAAGAAUUCAGGAUAUUUUGAGUUGUAACCCUGAAGUCAAGGUUGGAUUUAGCAGGUGUGUUGAAGGGUUAUUCUAUUGUUUUGUUUUUUUUAAUUAAUCAGCCUUGAAGUUUUCCACAGGUAUAUUUGCUUAGGUAAAUCUAGCAACGUGGCACUGCUAUGAUUAAAAAUAAACCUGUAAAAUCAUGUGUAGAUAAAUGUUUAAUUCUAAUAGGAUUCAGUUCCAAGAAAUAUUUUUAUGUUUAGUGUGCAAAGACCACAGAAUUGUGGAUUUUGAAUAAGUGAUCACUCAAAACCAGCUUCUAGAGUUCCUGAACCUAUUUACUCUUGGGCUUGUACAGCAGACCAAAGAAAAAUAUUUUCUUUAAAAACCUCAGAAAGCAGGAAUUGCACUAAAAAAGAUACUAGAAUUGUUAGGUGAGAAAGCUGUGAACUGACUAUGAAGGAAGACAGAAACACUUCAGAGAAGCUAAAUUUUUGCAGUAGCUUAAGAAUUUGGUGGGAGGCCCCAUCUAUUUGGAGGGUCUUUUGGAAAGGAAAUGCCAUUUCAUGGAGGAUAUUAAUGGAAAUGACAUGUGCAAAUAUUGUUUGUUUAACCAGUUUGCUUAUUCCAAGACUUUGGAGGCAGUGUCCCUUCAAAUAGAGAAUACUAAGAGCUAGGAAAGACUAUAGCUAUCGUGUAUUGCUUGUUAACAAUGAGGGUUCAUCUGUUUGCUGUUGGAAACAGGAUACUGAACUAGGAAUUCAUUGGUUUGAGAUAAUCUAGGCAGGGUCCUUUGCAUACUUUCUCUAAGUCCUUCCCAAGUCCUAUCUCCUGUUUGCUGUUUGUUUAGAUGAACAUUGAUCUCUUAAUAAACUGCACAAUGUAGAGAUUUCAGUUUCUGCAUCUACCAACUUAGCUUUACCUAGAUUCUUUCUGAGCAUGUUUAGUAUUUCUUUAUAUGAGGUGCUAUGUAUUUUGACAGGUGGUGGGCAAUCUGCCCUUUCCACCAAUCCUGGAUCAAUUGACCAUUUAACUGGAUAAUUAGCAUGGGAGUGUAAGACAGAAUCUCCCUUGUGAAAGACAUGUCCAGUUUCAGGCUCUGAAUGCAUACAAUUUGGUAGUCCAGAAUUACUGCUUAGGGGGAAAGCUACAGUUUCCUGGUUCAAGCAGCACUGGUUCUCUUCCAUUUCUAUUUCCCUAGGUAUAGGGUCACAGUAGUCUCAUAUAGAUUUCUGGAUUUCAUUGGGUAAAUGAUGUUUUAGAUAAGGUUGACUGAUGCUAGGCCUGUGUAAUAACCACUUUAUAAAAACAGGUUAUAGAAAAAUUUGCAAUAAACAAAAGAGAUAAAGUCCAAGGGCAAUACAAUAUCAAUCUUUAAAACUAACUUUGUAAAACAAAAAUGCCUAAGAUUAAAAAAUGUAAUUUACUUUUUUUUUACAUUACAUGUAACUUACAUAAGUCUUUCAAAUAAUAUUGGUGGAGAUUUUAAAUAAAGUUCUGUAAGAAGCCUAAACUUCGUUAUGGCUAAAGGAUGUUUCAAGAUAAGGCUUCAUGCACUAAAAUGUUCCAAAAAGAGGCAACAACCACUUUGAAGACAAAAGCUGCCAACCAUAGCAAACCUCCAUGCCCUCUCAACGUGCUGCUCCUCCGGCAGCUCCACUUUAUCGAUCUCUUACUAUUUAUUUAUUUAGUUAUUUAUUUAUAGUUUUUAUAUGCCGUCCACUACAAGCGUCUCAGGAUGGUUUUACAAUAAAAGCAACACAGAAUAAAACAGAAGAUUUUAUAUACUUUAUAUACCUGUUUAUACACUAAUGGAGGCAAGCAGGGUCCUAGGCAGAUGCUCUUCCCUCCUCCUCAUCCAGCUUCAGGAAGCCCCACCUUAUACUUGCUUGAGCUCUGCUUGGGCAUCAGUGGAGGCAAGCACAGUCCCAGGCAGGUGUUCUUUCUCCUCCCUCAUCUUCAGCUCCUCCAGGCAAUUAGCCUUGAAUCAGGACUUUUUCCCAUUGACCGCACCUGAUUUACAAUAUGCUGCCUUGCUGUGUCUUUCCUGCCUCGCCUCAGUUUGUGAGGGCAGGGUAUUUUUGAGGCAAAUUGCAUUUCUUUGCAGCCCUUACGAGAAGUAGAAGGGAGAAGGGCCUUUUCUGCAAUAGCACCCCACUUGUGGAACAUGUUUCCAUUGGAGAUUCGCCCGGUGUCUUCUCUUUUUUCUUUCAGGUGCCAAUUGAAAACAUUUUUUUUCACAAAUAAUAUGUUUCAUGUCUUUUAGAUUAAGCUGUUCAGUUAACGGCGUCAUGAGCAGAAACAAACGUGAAAACAACUUCUACAGUGUAGAGAUUGGAGAUUCUACCUUCACUGUUCUCAAACGAUUCCAGAACUUAAAACCUAUUGGGUCAGGUGCUCAGGGCAUAGUAUGUGCAGCCUAUGAUGCUACCCUUGAAAGAAAUGUUGCGAUCAAGAAGCUAAGUCGGCCAUUUCAGAACCAAACUCAUGCCAAGCGAGCCUACAGAGAACUUGUCCUCAUGAAGUGUGUAAACCACAAAAAUAUCAUUGGCCUAUUGAAUGUCUUCACGCCACAGAAAUCACUGGAAGAAUUUCAAGAUGUUUACAUAGUGAUGGAGCUCAUGGAUGCAAACCUUUGCCAAGUGAUUCAGAUGGAGCUCGACCAUGAACGAAUGUCUUAUCUCCUCUAUCAGAUGUUAUGCGGUAUUAAACAUCUCCACUCAGCUGGAAUUAUACAUAGGGAUUUGAAACCUAGCAAUAUAGUAGUAAAAUCGGACUGCACUUUGAAGAUUCUUGACUUUGGACUGGCUCGAACAGCCGGAACCAGCUUUAUGAUGACACCUUAUGUAGUCACUCGUUACUACAGAGCACCAGAGGUCAUCCUGGGAAUGGGCUACAAAGAAAACGUUGACAUUUGGUCAGUGGGGUGCAUCAUGGGAGAAAUGAUCAAAGGUGGUGUAUUAUUUCCUGGUACAGACCAUAUUGAUCAAUGGAAUAAGGUUAUUGAGCAACUGGGAACACCUUGCCCCGAAUUCAUGAAAAAGCUGCAACCAACAGUAAGAACGUAUGUGGAGAACAGGCCUAAAUAUGCCGGCUACAGUUUUGAGAAGCUCUUCCCAGAUGUCCUCUUUCCUGUUGACUCUGAGCACAACAAACUGAAGGCCAGUCAGGCAAGAGACUUGUUAUCCAAAAUGCUGGUGAUCGAUGCAGCAAAAAGAAUCUCAGUGGAUGAAGCUUUGCAGCACCCAUACAUCAAUGUUUGGUAUGACCCUUCAGAAGCAGAAGCACCUCAAGCACAACAGGAACACCCAGAGCACAGAGGAAGAGACUAAGCAUCCCACCUUUGCCUGCUUUUUUGGUACACACAAAUUUGACACAGUGAUAUGUAUGAGAGACAUAAUCUGUAGACAACUGGAAGCUCACCAGAAAAAGUGGGAGAGUUCUCACUACCUUGGCAUCUGACCAUCUUCUGUUGAACUUUUUGUGCGAGAUCUUCACUUAGGAAGGGAGCCAAAUAGAGAGGAAGCCUGAAAACACUUAGAAUCAUAGAAUAGAGCUGGAAGGGAGCAGAGCGCCAUCAGGUCCAACUUCCCGCUCAGUGCAGGACUCCGAGUUAAACAUCUCUCCCAGAUUGCUAUCCAAUUGCACUUGACUAUCCCUAGGGUGGGAAAACCUACAACUUCCUGGGAUAUUGGUUCCAUAGUUAUACUGCUCUAACAAUCAGGAUUUUUUCCCCAGAUACAUAGCUGGAAGCUGGCUUUCUGCUACUAGAGCCUGUUCUGUCCUGCACUCUGGGAUGAUUGGGAAGAGAUCCUGCCUGUCCCCUUUGCAACAGCCUUUCAGGUACUUAUGGAGUGCUAUUAUACCUUCCUCCAGGCUUCUUUACUCAAGGUGGAACAUGCCUGGCCCUUUCCACCUCUCCUCACUGGGCUUUCUUUCCAGUCCCCAGAUCAUUCUUGUUGCCCUCCUUAGGAUCCUUUUCUUCAACUAGUGCCCAGGACUGGACACAGCAUGCCAGAUGAGGCGUCCUGGAAGCCAAGCCCAGGAAGCCAACAAGUGCCACCCGAAGCCCCACAUGUCCCACAAUCCCCACAGAGCCCCACUCAUGCAUCCCUGGUGCCACCCACUCCUAUCGCUGCAGUAUAGCAUGAGGCCAAGGGUACAACUUGCAUCUGAAAAGGGAGAAUAUGAGUGUCUAUUCUGACGAGAAGUGAUGCAGUCUGGAAGUCUGCAUUGUCUGGGAUGUCUGGAUAUUACCAGCUGUGGGUUACCGUGUGCACCAGCGUAUAAGGCGACUCACAUGUAAGAUGAGGCUGUUACUUUGGGCUGUUUAAUGUCAGAAAUAUGAGACAACCACCCAUUUUUGCUUCACUGUUUCUGGUUUCAAGGGGUGUCUUACCUGCUGAUAUACACAGGUAUAUCUCUUGCAAAAAAAAAAAAGUGAAUAUCUCUAGGAAAAAAAAAACACAUGAGUAUCUCUUGAGUCUUCACAUCCACUGAAAGACGAAACAGGUGACGCUGGCUACUGCAGAGAUGAAGAGCGUGGCAUCCCCAGAGUCCCUGGAGAAACUUGCCUUUUUUUCUUUUUUGUUAGAGAUAUUUGCCGUUUUUCCACUUUUGCAGGGUCCUGCACUUUCAGGCACCCACUGGGACUUAGAGUCCAUUGCCCAGGGAUACAGGGGUCCUACUGUAUGAUGAAAAAAUUUCACCUGGUGUGUAAGACACCCCACCUCUGAUUUUUGCCUUGCUAUUUCCUGUUUCAAGGGUCAUCUUAUGCACUGGUAUAUACAGUAAGUGUUGGAAAUGGCCUGACAAUGUAGAUGGCUCCUUAGAGGAGGUUAUUUUCUGACAACUCUACCUUUUUUUGUUCUGGCAAUUUAAAAAAAAACCCAACUGCUUUUUUCUGUGCGCAGCAGGGUAGGAAAGUGAGGAAUCUGUUCUGGGGGUGGGGCUCCAUCGGAUGCUCUGAGCACCUCUUCCUGACCUUCAGCUCGCUUUGCCAAGGCCAUUCAGGUUGGGGUCCACAAGUGCUGGAGGGGUGGAUCCGGCAAAGCUUUGUUGCAAGCCAAGCCUUGGGGAACGGGCUGCUUUGCUGCCACGUGCCAUCAAGUCUCCUCUGACUUGGCAUGGCUCUAGGAGUGAAAGCCCCCAGAAUGCCCUGCCCUGGACAGCUCUGCUUAUUUCUUGUAAAAUCGAGGCUGUGGUUUCCCAUCACAGAGUUGGUCCACCUCAUUCUUGGCCUCUUUUGCCUUUGGCGGCCCUUAACAUUACUGUGUUCUGCAGUGCAUCUUGCCUUCUCAGGAUGAGCCUGAAGUAGGACAGCUUCAGUUUUGACAUUUUUGCUUCCAGGGAAAGUUCUGGUCUGAAUUGGCCUAGGACCCACUCGUUCCUCUUUCUGUUAGACCAGUGUAUUCAUAAAGUUCCUCUCCAGCAAUAGGUUUCAAACACAUCCAUUUUCUUCCCGUCAGCUUUCUUCACUAUCCAGCUUUCAUACCAUGCACAGUGAUUGGGAAUACAGCUGUGUGGGUGAGCAUGGUAAUUUUCUUCAGUGAAAUGUCCUUAAACUUAAUCUUUUCUAGUUCUUUCAUUGCUCUCCUUGGAAGUCACAGUCUGUUGUUUCUUGGCUGCUGUCUCCAUUGUAAUUGAUUGGAACUGGCAGCUGACUGUCACUCCUGAAAUUUUAACAUCUAUAUUUUAUAUUUGAGUGCUGUUCUUUUUAAAAAUUCUGAUACUCUGGGAGCCUUUAGCUAUGCAUUUUCAGACUCAAUUAUUCUUAUUAUAUUUUUAUAUUCCUAUUAUGUUAAUUAUUCCUGUUUACUUGUAUAUCUAUUGCACCAGAGUUCUGAUUAUUUGUACAAUGUUGGAGAUAUGAAUGUUGACUAUUUUAUUUAAUGCUACCAUUAUGUUAUAAUUUCAUCGUUAGGUAUUGAGUUCAUCAAAAUCGUUGAUGGCUUAUGCAUUUUUGUAAUGAGCAGCAUGUCGUAUCAGUUGCCCAUCCUUUCAGUACUGGGAUUGCAGAAAAGCAGUGUAUAAAUACGAGCUGUAAGGGAGACCAAAGGGCAGUAUAUGUCCAAGCAUAUUUAUUGCCAAUCUCAGCCAGUAUGUCUGUAGCCUCCUCUUCCCCAGAAGGAAGGAAGUACAGAAGGAAGGGGAAACUUUGAUCUGUACAUUUGUAUGGAGAACAGCUUCCUUUGCUCUAGUGAGGGCAGUGGCCUUCUGUCCUGUUCAUGAUGGAGGCUUAGAUUUUCUGUGUUUUGCAUUUAAUUUCUUAGUGGGAUUCCUGAGAUUUAAUUUUGGAGUAUAUGCUUGAGGAGAAAUUAAUAAAAUAAACUUCAUGACCAAUUA
Messenger RNA from Varanus komodoensis (Komodo dragon), 7039 nucleotides. RefSeq names its product mitogen-activated protein kinase 8 (gene MAPK8). The transcript has 10 exons. Gene Ontology annotation, cellular component: nucleus; cytoplasm. Gene Ontology annotation, biological process: protein phosphorylation; JNK cascade. Gene Ontology annotation, molecular function: ATP binding; JUN kinase activity. The record is from RefSeq and is a predicted model, not a curated record. Lineage: Eukaryota; Metazoa; Chordata; Lepidosauria; Squamata; Varanidae. The coding region runs from base 2950 to 4026 and encodes 358 amino acids.